Molecule: messenger RNA, 4621 nt
Organism: Pleuronectes platessa (European plaice)
Lineage: Eukaryota; Metazoa; Chordata; Actinopteri; Pleuronectiformes; Pleuronectidae
Gene: tbc1d30
Product: TBC1 domain family, member 30
Cellular component (GO): endoplasmic reticulum
Source: RefSeq, a predicted model, not a curated record
GUUGGGGGAGUUGAUGAAGGUGGGUCGGUCCAUCCUGGAGGGGAGGAGGGGGGGUGCCGGAGGAACAGAGUCCGGGAUAGAGGAAGGAAACUCAAAGCUGCCGGACACGUACCUACCCCCGUGAGGAGGAGUGGACUGACCCGGGAAGUGCGCGCUCCUCCAGGGAAACUUUCCAGCGAAGUUAAAAAAUGUCGCCUCACCUGUCAGAUCCCCGCACCGCUACUUUGAGCUAGUUCACCGCUAAUGGAGAAAUGGCGACGCAGCUGAAAGGAACCGGGAGCGAACUUUUAGAAGUUGACAUCAGCGACUCGGGAGGCGGCUUCGUGUCCGAGGACGAGAGCGACGUGUUCGUCAACUCCGCCGCCGCCGUGCAGGAGGACUUCUCCGGCUUCCAGCGGUGGUCGAGCCCCGCCGCCGCGUCCCCGAGUGACACAUCAUCACCUCCGGGACGACAGGAGCAGCUCCCCGGCGGGGGCACGGCUCCACCGCCGCCGCCGCCGCCGCCGCCGCCGCCGCUGCCUGGCACCCGGGCUGCCGACAACAACAACUCCGAGUCCCGCUGCGAUGCCCUCCGAGCCCCGAGGAGCUCCAUCGUGGACUGUCUCCUGGUCGAGCUGUACGAGACGUACAGCGGCCGGAGGAACGUGGACAGCUGGGACAGCUCCACCGAGGCGUCCGGGUCCGAAUGCUUCCUGGGCCGCAGCAACUCCGGGUCCAGCUUCCUGCAGGAGCUCCAGGAGAAGCACACCCGGCGGCAUCAGAUGAACUACCUGGCCCAGAAAGCCCCGGCAGAGCUGCAGUCCAUCAUCCAGGAGGUGAAGUAUCGCACCGGCCUGCAGUCGGCCAAGCUGCUCCGCCAGCUGAAGAGACGAGACCGACUCUGUCACAAGCUGCAGAAGAACUACGACAUCAUCACAGCGUGUCUUCAAGCCGUGUCUCCCAAACGACGAGUCGACACGAGGCUGAAGUUCACCAUCGAACCAUCGGUGGGAAAGAAUGGAUUCCAGCAGUGGUACGACGCUCUUAAAUCAGUGGCCAGGCUUUCUACUGGGAUACCAAAGGAAUGGAGGAAGAGGGUCUGGCUAACUCUCGCGGACCAGUACCUCCACACCAUCUCCAUCGACUGGGACAAGACGCUCCGCUUCGCCUUUAACGAGCGAAGCAACCCGGACGAUGACUCCCUCGGCAUCCAAAUCGUAAAGGACCUGCACAGGACGGGCUGCAGCUCGUACUGUGGCCAGGAGGGGGAGCAGGACCGGGUGGUGCUGAAGAGGGUGCUGCUGGCCUACGCCCGCUGGAAUAAAAGUGUGGGCUACUGCCAAGGAUUCAAUGUGCUGGCUGCUCUCAUCCUGGAGGUCACAGAGGGCGACGAGAGCGACGCACUGAAGGUGAUGAUCUACCUGAUUGACAAAGUGCUGCCAGAGAGUUAUUUUGCCAACAACCUUCGAGCAUUGUCAGUGGACAUGGCCGUUUUCAGAGACCUUCUGCGUGUGAAGCUGCCCAGACUCUCCCAGCACCUGCACCACCUUCAGAAAGCAGCCAACAGAGACGCUGGAGGCAGUUACGAGCCUCCGCUGACCAACGUCUUCACGAUGCAGUGGUUCCUCACCAUGUUCGCCACCUGCCUGCCGGCCUCCACCGUGCUGAAGAUCUGGGACUCGGUUUUCUUCGAGGGGUCAGAGGUGCUGUUUCGAGUCGCCAUCGCCAUCUGGGAGCGACUGGGAGAGAGGAUCGAGUUCUGUCAGUCAGCCGACGAGUUCUACAGCACCAUGGGAUGUCUCACUCAGGAGAUGCUGGAGCACAACCUCAUCGAACCCGCUGAGCUCAUGCAGGAGGUUUACUCCAUGGCAGUGUUUCCUUUCCCUCAGCUGGCUGAGCUCAGAGAGAAAUACACGUACAACAUCACUCCGUUCCCAACCGCAGUCAAAUCCAAUGGAAGUGGGGGUCUGGGCAGCUGGGAGAGCGAUGAUGAUGCCGACAUGGACGACGAGGACUCUGUGGUGACUGCACUGGGUUGUCUGGGGCCCCUGGGAGGCCUGCUGGCCCCCGAGCUGCAGAGGUAUCAGAAACAUCUGAAAGACCAGCGAUCAGAGCAGGGAAACUUCUCCGAGCAGCCCGGCGCGGUGGGAGCCGGAGGAGCAGGAGGCGCAGGAGGAGGCGCCAGGGCGGAGCACCAAGCUGCCAUCAACAGCAUGAUGAUGGAGAGGAUGAGCACCGACAUCUACGCCCUCAAGAAGCAGUACACCCGCAUCAAGAGGCGGCAGCAGCAGCAGGCGAUGCAGCUGUACAUACGCACAGGAUUUGGACCUGAAGCUCCCACUCGUCCAGGAGUUCUCCCGGAGCCUCACAGCGACCGCACCGACCACCGAGCCGAGGACAAGUGCCCGGCCACACGUGUCCUCGCCUCCCAGCUCAACCCGUCCAGCGCUGUGAUCAACCACCUCCUUCUGGGCCGCACGCCGACCGGAGGCCCCCGGGGCUCCAGACCCACGUCCACCACGAGCCCCUCCGCUCUGCCAGGGGUUCGACCGGCUCUCCUGCCCCAGGGUCAGGGCUCCCCGGCCCGGCAGCGCUUGGGCUCGCUGCCCUCCACCGGAUCCCCGGGCGGGUCACCGUGGCGUGCUCAUGUCCGGGUGCAUCGGAGGAACAUGGCCAGAGCUCGAGCACAGCUGGGCUUUGGGGAUUCAGAGGAAAGGGACGAUGAGGAGGAGGAGGAGGAGGAGGAGGAAGGAGGAUCAGUGAGGUUGGAGAGUGAAGAGGAGGGGAGGAUUGAGGAGGAAGAUGACGAUGAGGAGCAGAAGGAUGGAGGAGACGGCUCUGUCUCUCCAUCUCCUGAUGUCUCCCGUACAGAGUCUGUCUGUGAGGAAGCUCCACCGGCUGCAGAGGAGACGAAGGCAGCGGGGGUGUCGGAGGUGAUGGUGCAACUGGCGUUUCUGGAGAUAGAGGACGAGUCCAGCCUGAGCCCCCCCGCCGCCCAGUUCCCUCUGCUCCCCCCUCCUCCUCCGUCCUCACGCAGACACAAAGAGUCCGACUCCUCCGGUUCAGAGAGAAUCACCGGCUCUGACUCGGCUGCUUCUCCUGCAGCUCACCACUCCUCCAACUCCUGCCUCCCUUCUCCCACCUCCAGUCCGCCCCCCUCCCCCUCCCCCUGCUCCCUCUCUCCGACACCAGACUCCACAUCCUGUCUUCCCUCCUCUUCAUCAGCCCACAGCUUGUCUGCUCUCUCCCUUCCCGCCUCCUCCACCUUUUAUAAAACCCCCUGCCCCUCCACGCCCUCUCUCUCCUCUGUCUCCUCCUCCUCCAAAUCACACAUCUCCUCCUCGCCGUCAACGCCAGCGCUCAACUCCUCCGCCUCCUCCUCCGCCCCGAAGCAGCAAGUCUUCUCCCCGUUCCCGAGCGUGAAGCAGCCCAGGAAGUCGGCCGCAGCCAGAAACCUCGGCCUCUACGGGCCCACGUCCAGAACGCCCACCGUACACUUCCCCCAGCUCAGCCGCAACAUCAACUGCAGUACUGCCACCGCCACCACCAGGAGGCGAUGAAGACCCAAACACUUCCUCACUGAUGCUGGAAACACACACACAGUGAAUCAUUCAAUUUAAUUUCACCACGUUGCCUCCUGCGAAAACAACCUACGUCUUAUUUAAAGUAGAGAAGUGUAAAGUUAAACUCUGUGGAGAAAUCGCUUAGUCAUCGAAACCUGUGAUGGGAAGACGGGGGGGCACAAAGACUAAAGGGUUCAUCCUGUGGAACUCACAAGCCAUUUCAGACGAAUAUUAUAGAAAUAGUCCCAGUAUCAGACUCUUUACUGGGACCAAUGCAGCUUCUUCUCAACCAUAAUCUAUUCAUCACAAAUAAGAUAUGAAAGUAAAAUGUUCUAUUGACUCUCGACAAAGUUCCUGGAUUCUCUCUGGACCGACGCACGAGGAGACGCUGCUCUGGACUCACACAUUUAUCAACACAACCCUUUUUCCUGUGCGAGUACACAACAGCCAUCCGGUUGUUUCUAUGCCAAGUAUUUAAAGAAUUGACUCCACCAGUUUAUUUAAGUUAAGAAUCGAAGCCCGAUCUGAAGAGUCGUUAACUUAUUUUGUUUUCUUGUCCGUGUCUCCACCGUUGAACACGAGGAAUGUAAAGUCAAUUUAAGUUUGUCACUCAUUACUACCCGUGCUAUGAAAACACAUUUAAAUUCACCAGAUGCAGAUUUUAAUUUGUAUCUGCACCAAAGUUCACACACUCGUAAAAAUGAAACCCCUAAAAGUUUCUGGUUUUCAUUAAGAUCCAUGAAAUUAUUCUCGAUCUCGCUGAUUUCGGAACUUCCUCCACAAAAUCCCAUGGACAUCGGUUCCAUUGUGUUUGUGUAGUCCUGCUGAAUGAAACUUCACACAAUCUACACACAAGACGAGGUUUCAUUCAGGAUCAUAACUGUAUUUAAGUGUUGUUAUAAAUAUGCAGUAACUGGAAUGUGUUGCUUUAUAAGGCAGAGGCAGAAAAAACUACUGAUAUCACGUCUUACUUUGAAACUUGUCCCCGAGCUCUGAAUGGAGUCCACUGGGGGAAAUGCAAAUAAAUGUGCGGAGAUGGAAAAAAUCCCAGUGUGGUCAUUUGUGUCAUGUGAUGGAAU